UUAUGACUAGCCGCCCGUGCGGUUAAAGAAAACCCUGAAACCAGGAUUGUUUUUAGAGCUACCCAGUCCCUGUCCCUGCUGUGCCUCAUGAAUUCACUAAGCAGAUUUAUAUUAGGCACAGGCGGUUAGGUCUGGUCCUCCCCCUACCCAGCGCGCAGAGUGGCUGUGCCCGGAGGUCCCGCCCCCACCACGUGGGCCACGCUUUCCGCUGCUUGCGGGAGGUUUUGUUCUGGGAGCGGAGUGGCCUGCAGUUCGGAGCUCGCAGAGGGGUCGUCCGCUGCUCCGUGGCCGCAUCUCCACCCUGUUCCCGGGCCGGCUUCCAGGCACCAUGGCUUCCCGCGGGAGGAAGCGGAAGGCCGAGGCGGCGGUGGUCGCGGCAGCUGAGAAGCAGGAGAAGCUGGCUGGCGGCCAGAAGGAGGUGGAGGAGGCGACGGUCGUUAUCGAGCAUUGCACGAGUUGACGCGUGUACGGGCGCAACGCCGCGGCCCUGAGCCAGGCGCUGCGCCUGGAGGCCCCGGAGCUCCCGGUGAAGGUGAGCCCUGCCCAGCGGAUGGGCAGCUUCCAGGUGACGCUGCUGCAGCCGGACAGCAGUGGUGCGGAGCUCGGGACUGGGAUUAAGAAGGGGCCCCCACGCAAACUCAAGUUCCCUGAGCCGCAAGAAGUCGUGGAGAAGCUGAAGAAGUACCUUCCGUAGGAGGCUUGGGCUGGAAUCCUCAUGCUGAGCUUUCUGUUCCUGGUGAUGUUGGAACAUUUAUGACGGGACAUGGCCAAACUACAGUUAUGUGCCUGAAGCUAUAGUUUCUUCCCCUGCAGAAUUGAUGGUUCAGUUGUGAGGCAACACUCUAGUAAGGCAUUGAAAAGUUCUUGGAUUUGGUUUAAUAAAAGUUGAAAUAAAGUUCUUGACUAAUAAAGUUAAAAUUAUAUGGUAAGGGAUGAAAGCCAACCUUA
Molecule: messenger RNA, 948 nt
Organism: Myotis davidii
Lineage: Eukaryota; Metazoa; Chordata; Mammalia; Chiroptera; Vespertilionidae
Gene: SELENOH
Product: chromosome unknown open reading frame, human C11orf31
Cellular component (GO): Golgi apparatus
Source: RefSeq, a predicted model, not a curated record